Messenger RNA from Corticium candelabrum, 3226 nucleotides. RefSeq lists its product as uncharacterized. Bases 53 to 2986 code for a protein of 977 amino acids. The record is from RefSeq and is a predicted model, not a curated record. NCBI's taxonomy places the organism in Eukaryota, Metazoa, Porifera, Homoscleromorpha, Homosclerophorida, Plakinidae. The transcript is spliced from 12 exons. Gene Ontology annotation, biological process: regulation of apoptotic process. Gene Ontology annotation, molecular function: protease binding; death domain binding.
CUCCGCGACGUACAGUGUAUACGUACGGAUUCAGGGUCAGUCGACUCUAGUGAUGUCUUCAGCUGAUCGUCCUUUGCGAGACCUUCUUAAGCUGCAUUACGAGUUUCUAACUAAAGAACUUGACGUCCGGUGUCACAUCGCUGCUCUCUUCCAAAGAAACGUCAUUAGUAGAAAUGAAAAGGAGACCUUGACAAGCAAACAAGUCAUACAUGAACAGGCAACGUAUCUCAUAGACGCACUGCUACGUCGAGAUGAGGAAAAAAUUGCAACAUUUCUAGAAAUCAUGAAAACAAAUGAAGAGCAACCACACAUCUACAAGAAACUGUUUCCUAGACACGAAUCUACAGAAGAGGAGACACAGGGUCAAGAUCAGGUCCGACAUCAGAAUGUGGAAGCACUCACUAGCUCACUGGCAGAGAAGGAAUCCCAAUGGGAAAAACUGACGCGUAGUCAUCCAGACGUCCUCUCUGCACUGCGACCUAGCCUGUUCUUGGAUCGUAUUCGGGCAGCUGGUAUACUUAACCAACAAGAACAUCAAGAACUGCAGAAUAAGUCAUUGACUGAAAGAGAUCGGUCCCACAGGCUUGUUAAUAUUCUUCAUGAAAAGGGAAGCAAAUCAUUUGAGACGUUUUGUGACGUUGUGUCUUUUGUGGAAGGUCAGAGCCUUAUUAUUAGUGAAAUGAAGCUGCAAAUUGUGCCCUUGUCUUCUGGUCAUGCCAGUGAGGUUACAAGUUGUGAUGAACAGACUGAUCAAAGUUGUGAAUCACCCAAAAACAAGAAAUUCAUUGAACACUCGAGUAUGCCUGGAGACCUGUACAACAAGAAGACAAUUCCGACUGCAACGUUUAUCUUUAGAGAAACAGAUCAAAAUAUUGUCAAGCUUUGGGAGAAGACAAUAAGGAAACUGUGUCAAGAAUGCUUUGAAAUAGAGGAUGAUGAUGUUGUGUUCUUGAACUCCUUACCACCUGAUGGUCAAUCAUUUCCAAAAACCGCUACUUUUAUGGGUGACUCAGACUACAAGGUCGCUGUACUUCAACUUAAUGGUGUGUCACCACAUUUAGUUCAGAAGCACAGGGAUCGGUUAGUUUCACUCAUUGCAGGUUUCUUGAAAGUGAAAAAAGAUCUCAUUCAUUUCUUGGAAGUGAUUGAGGGAUCAUCUCUUGUGCUGCUGCAAAUUCGACUGGAUGCAUAUCUCAGCCUUUUUGCUGCACUUGGAAUGAAGACACAGUGUAGAGCUCUGUUCAGCAAAUUGAAAGAAGCAUUUCCAGGACUAUUAAUGGCCAAGUUCAGACUAGGUGGUUUGCCAUCAAUACAGUUGAUUAAUACGGGACGGUCCAGUAUUCAAAUCGUGUCAAACAAAGAUUUUACUGGAAGGUGUGAUGUUGACAUUAGAAUAUUUGUAACACAUCAGAUGACAUUCUGUUUGGAUCACCUCAGUCAUAGUGCAGAAGAAAUUCACAAGAAACUGGAAGUGGGUUGUUUUCUUGACGUGGAUGAUAUAGAUUACAGCCUAGAAGCGAUCAAAGAACAAGUAUCUCAGUUGACAGCAGAGUUCAGUUCUCAAAGUCCAAGCAAGGCAAAGUCCAGUGAAAAAAUAGAUUUUGACAUUCUUGAGCAAAAUGUUGAUUUGAGGCAUAGGCAACUUGGAGAUGACAUAAAUAAAAUGGGUUUAUUGUCACAGCAUGUUGAGAGGACGUUAAGUAUGAUGAGGGAGCGUACACUGAAGAAAGAAAAUUUGAUUUCCAGUUGGGGAAACUUUGAAGAUCUACAGCACAGACUGAAAAGGGUGUCUGAUUUGUUUACAGUCUCGACUGAUCAUGAGGAAAUAGUCUCCAGGCAGAGUGACAUUGCAAGCUCCAAGAAAGCGGGAAGAAACACACGGAGAUUUAAAAAGGUCAAGCGCAAAUUUGUAAUAGACUCAACACCGUUUGGAAACAGUGCAGUCGUGAUUCUAACUGCUCAAACACCCGUGGAGGUUCAUAGUGGGAACGAAUGCUCAUAUUUCUAUAGGAUUACUGGAUUACUGACGCAGUCGCGGCGUGCGCCUUCUCUGCAUCUAUCUCAUACAUUGAAAGCUGCAAGUGAGGUCUUGACUAAAAUACGACGUGAAGCCGAUGAGACAAGCACACAGUGUGUACAGAUGGACAUCUGGGUACAUGUCGGCCGGCAACUGAUUACCAAUGUGCAUAAAAGUGAAGCACUUCGCAGUUAUAAUAUUGGGCAAGUGAUAUGGAAGAUGAAACACAGUGAACAUGGAACCAAUUGGACAAGCGUUUUCGAAUCGGGAUUUCAAGAACAGGAUUGGUUUCCUUUUUGCCGUUUUCUUGAGGAGAAUGCUGCGUUGAUACACUCGACUACUCGCCAUGACAUGAAGUUUACAACUCCAUCACAUCGAGUGCGUCGUUUCAAGGUCUGGAUACCCGAAUACCAGACAGGUGGCACCGACGACGUCGAUCCUUCGCAGCAAGAAUAUCUUGAAGGGGGAAGGAAAGUGGGUUGUGGUGUUCUUCUUUUUCCAGACACUAAGAGGCUGAUAGCAGAAGUCUCCAUGCCAUAUUAUCCGCUUGACUGUCGUUUACUAAUCCAAACAGGGAUAAUUGACGUUACCGAUCAAACGGAAGAAGAAAAGAAAGAAGACGCCAUUUUGAGUCAAUAUUACCUCGAUAAAUUUCGCGUCGACGGCAAAAGCCUACAGGUGCCAUCUAGGUGGCUUCUACCUCCUAAAUAUCGACUAAUUUACCACAGAAGGUGUGAGCGAGAUUAUUACCGGUAUCAAGGUUUUGAGUUGACCGUUUCAAGGGAGAAGAAAAUGCACCCGGAGUCGCCGGAAAACAUUGAUGUUCACAUUCGCAGCAGUAAAUGUGAGGACCUACGACGACAGAAUAGAGGACUGGACUGGAAACCGGGAGAAAUUGUUAGCUCUAUUCCAGAGAUGCUGGAAUGUGCAAAGAGCAUCCUUUCGAAAGGAGGAUUAAUGACUGUCUAACAGUAUCGUUUAUACUAUAGCCUAGCGUUACUUACGAAGUGCCAAUUUGUGUGUACAAGAACAAACAUUUCGACAACGGCAAAUGUUAUUUGACGUGCUGAAGUUUUCUAGAACUGGAAUCUUCGUACCCGCUAUUGGGAAUGACUUUUUUCAGAACAAUUGCAGCAGCAUGCAGUGGCGUCGUUGCAUGGGCCUAAAAAACUUGGGAUACCAGCUGCGGGGUUGCUUGAUUAAGUGAUC